Brenthis ino (lesser marbled fritillary) is the source of this 834-nucleotide messenger RNA. NCBI's taxonomy places the organism in Eukaryota, Metazoa, Arthropoda, Insecta, Lepidoptera, Nymphalidae. The record is from the annotation of a GenBank genome assembly.
AUGUUUCGGUCGGGUACAUUUUUCUCACCCAAUGUGUCAAAAAUAUAUGCUAAUACAAUAAAUGCUAGAAGUUUUAAUAGUGGUAGGCUUAAUGGCAAAGUUGCUAUAGUAACAGCGUCUACUGAAGGAAUAGGUUACGCUAUAGCUAAGAGAUUAGGUCAAGAAGGUGCAUCAGUAGUUAUAAGUAGCAGAAAAGAAGAAAAUGUACAAAAAGCUACAGCCAGCCUCCGAGAAGAUGGCAUCAAAGUGGAGGGGCUUGUAUGCCAUGUGGCCAACGCUGAGCAUAGAAAAAAAUUAUUUGAUUUUGCAAAAAGUAAAUUUGGUGGCAUUGAUAUUCUUGUUUCAAAUGCUGCUGUAAAUCCUGCAGUUUCACCAAUAUUAGAGACGGAUGAAAACGUUUGGGAUAAAAUAUUUGAAGUAAACGUAAAAUGUUCGUGGCUGUUAGCAAAAGAGGUGUAUCCUGAUCUUAUCAAGCGAGGGGGUGGUAGUAUAGUUUUUAUUUCCUCAAUUGCAGGCUAUCAGCCAAUGGAGCCUUUGGGACCAUACAGCGUCAGCAAAACGACGCUGAUUGGUUUAACUAAAGCCAUUGCAAACGAAAUUGUACAUGACAACAUCAGGGUUAACUGCGUUGCACCUGGAAUAGUGGCUACGAAGUUUGCUUCUGCGAUAACCUCAUCUGAUAUAGGAAAAGAGAAAAGCCUAUCAAUAGUGCCUAUGAAACGAUUUGGAAAGCCAUCUGAAAUAGCCGGCGCAGUCGCUUUCUUAGUAUCUGACGACGCAAGCUACAUGACCGGCGAGACUCUGGUUGUUGCUGGUGGAACGCAUGCUCGCCUU